This is a messenger RNA of Octopus bimaculoides (California two-spot octopus), 4005 nucleotides long. RefSeq names its product transmembrane emp24 domain-containing protein 7. The record is from RefSeq and is a predicted model, not a curated record. Lineage: Eukaryota; Metazoa; Mollusca; Cephalopoda; Octopoda; Octopodidae.
CCGUCUGGCGAGCGGAAAAGCCACGUCACUCGGUCCGCCAUCACUGUCGCCAUUGCCAUCACUAAGCAUAUAAAACCUGGCCGGCUCCGAUACCACUCACACGCCCCUCGAGUUGAAAAAAGAAAGGAGAGGAUUUUGUUUGAUCCAUAUUGUCUUUCUUCCUUCUUGAUUUUUUUUCUUUUCUCUUUUUUUCUUUUCUAACAAUUUCCUUCUCUGGACUGUCGUCUGUUUCUUUGGAAAAACAAUAUAUUCGUCUGCAUCUUCUGACAGUGUUUAUAUAAAUAUUACCAUAAAGCAUAUUUAUACGCACGUACAAGCAUAUGUGUAUAUAUAUAUAUAUAUAUAUAUACAUAAUACAACACAUUUACACAUGAGUAGUAUAAAUUAUAUAUAUAAACAUAUUUAAUUAUCAAUCGCUGUUUCUUUGAACGAUACGACAAUAACAUAAUCCCAGCCGGUUUCAAAUCGAAGCCUCGCCAGUGUUUGUUGUCGUGUAGUGACUGACUUCCUGCACUUGUUUGUUACUGUGAUUUUUAAUUAUUAUAACUACUUGUUUUUUGGGGGGAAUUAAUUUUUUUUAGGUGGGUGCUUGUUGAAUAUUUAAAUUUUCCUUUUCUAGUUACUGUUAUUAUAAUUAAAUAGUUAUAAAUGGAGUGUCUUGCGAGUACUUCGUCGACUUCAAUGUUCGUGUUUGUGACAGGACUGCUAUGUCUUUUCAAUGUGCAUACCGUACUGUCCGGGGAACUUACGUUUGAGUUACCGGAUAACGAACGUAUGUGUUUCUUCGAGAGUAUUAAAGAAGGCCUCAAAAGCACACUGGAGUUCCAGGUAAUAACUGGUGGUAGUUAUGACGUUGAUAUGGAACUUUCAGCACCAAGUGGUCAGAUAUUAUACAAAGACACUAAGAAACAGUAUGAUACCUUCACGUGGACAGCUGACCAGACUGGCGUGUAUAAAUUCUGCUUUAGUAAUGAGUUCUCCACAUUCUCCCACAAGGUUGUCUACUUUGACUUCCAGGUAGGCGACAAGCCUCCUCUGACUGCUGAAAUUGACUCACAUGCCACGGCACUGACUUUGAUGGAGAGCUCAGCUGUGGUUAACCAUGAAAAUUUAAAUCACAUAGUGGACUAUCAAACUCAUUUCCGACUUAGAGAGAGCCAGGCUAGAUCAUUUGCUGAAGACCUCAAUGAGCGUGUGCUGUACUGGUCCGUGGGUCAGUCUUUAGUCAUCUUAAUCAUCACAGUUGGGCAGGUGUUCAUCAUGAAGAGUUUCUUCACUGAUAAAAGAGAGGUCAAGACGUAAGGCAAGGGCAGAAAGCAAGAAAAACUACAAAGAGGUUAUGAGAUGCGGAUCAUUGUAUAUUUCACAACCUUACCUUUUUUUUUAACUGGAAAGAAGAGAAAAAAACCCCAUCAAUUAUAUAUAUAUAUAUAAACAACAACAAACAUAAUAAAGUAGGGAUGGGGUUUAUUAUUAAAAAAAAAAUUAAUAAAAACCAGAAAUUUGGACAUUUUAUCCAAUCAGAAAACAGACAUUGUAAUUGAUUUUUUUUUUUUUUCUUUUGUGAGAAGAUUUAAACUUUAAUUAUAAAUGAAGCCAACCAUAUAUUUCGUUGUCAGACAAACUGAAAGACACUGGCUUAUAGAUUAUACCAGUAGCUGCAAAUAAUUUCUUUUGUUUAUAUUUGCAAACUACAGUUACUGCUGUAAUUUAAAAUUGUCUAGAAUUCUAAUUGAUAACCUCUCCCAUGAAAACUAACAACCCUUAUCCAACACAGCAGCACCAUCUUUCCCUUUGUCUUACUAUACCCUGCUUGAUAAUAAAUUCCUUUAAGUUUUCUUCGAGACUUUCAACCCAUGCUUAAGUUAAUCUUUUAAUGAGAAAAGUAUUCAAAGGUUCAGUAUUAUUAUUGUUUUGUUUUUUUUUUUUGCUAUUUCUGUGAAGUACAUGAAAUAGUUAUAUAAUCACUUUCUGCUCAUCCUCCUAUCAAUUUUACACAUUUCCUUGAAAACCCAUGUAACUUACCCAGCUUUUCCCCUCAUAGCAAAAUGAACUGUAGAAGUCGCCUGCUCAUCUAAAAGUGGGUGUGAAACAAUGCUAAUCUAUCCAGCCAUCCAAUUCCUUAUCUUUUUACCUCUUCUGGCAUUUGUCUAUUAUUGGUUAUGUAGAAUAAGAGAAAGAAAAAAGAUUUUCAACAAGACUGAUACCUAGGGUCUUAAAAAGUUUUUUUUUUUUUUGUUUUCAGUUUAAAAUUUCAAAUGAAUGAUACUAAAAUGUUUAAAUAAAUGAGCCAAUGAAAGGGAAGAAUAAAUAGAAUUAAAAAUAUUUUAAAAUGUUAAAAUUGAAAUUCAUUUUAACAUAAAAACAAAAUUAUUGAUUAAAAAAAGAAGUGAAUUUUGAUUUGAGUUGAAAUUUUGAUUUCAGUUUUUAAGUUUUUUUUUUGUUUUUCAGUUGAUUUAAAAAAAUUUUUCAUUCAUAAUUCAAAUUAAGAAAGAUGGCUAUGAUAGUUUUAUCAUUUUGAAAUUUGAAACAGUGAAAAUAAUUGAAUUUGUCAUCUCUGAUUACAUUUAAGUUAUCAUUUUCUACUAAUAAGUAGUAUAUUAAUUUAUUACUUAUUACUCAGCAUCUCAUAGUAAUAUCCAUAGGAAAAAGGAUAACUUUUGAAUGAUUUGUUUUUCAUGGUCUGUGAAAGUGAAGCAAUUUAACGUCAAACUGUUUGGAACCUAAUUUAACCACUAAUUACUGAAGAAAUGCACUAACAUUCAUUCAUUAAGUGUAAUACUUCUUUGUAAUUCAGUAAUCCCCUUCUACACAUUAUAAGCUAAUGUUGGUUUAAAUAUAAAACUAUUUAAAACAGAUUUUAUAUUUGAAAGGAAGUAUUAAUAUAUGCCACACUUGCAAAAAAAUAAAAAACAAAAAAUACUUUCAUUUUAUAUCUUUUAUAUUUUCAGAAUAUUAGUAUUUUAAUUUAUUAUUGUUAAAUAACAAUAAGGCCACAAAUUUUGGAUGAGUAACAUAGUUGAUUUAAUUGACUUCAGUAUAUGACUGGUACUUAUUGAUCCCUGAGAACUCAAAACAUAAAUGAAAGUGAUUAAAUACAGCAAGCUGUUAAGCCUGGCAGUUAACCUUUUUUUUUUUUUGCAAUUUUAAUGAUAAUUAGUGGUUUCAAAUUUUGGCUCAAGGCCAGCAAUUUUGGUGAGAUCAGUCCCAGUACUCAACUGGUACUUAUUUCAUCAACCCCACCAAAAAUGAAAACCAAAAUCACCCUCAGUGGAAUUAAAACUCAGAUGAAGAACCACUAUGCAUUUCAUCCAAUGUGCUAACGAUUCUGCCAGCUUAAUAAUGUUAAUGAUAUUAAAAAUGUUUCCAGCUUAGGUACAAGGUCUGAAAUUUGUGUGAAGGUGGUUGGUUAAUUAAAUUGACUUAGUACUUGACUGGUACUUUUUAUCAGUCAAGUACAAGGAGUGAUUUAAUUUUUGUUAUUAUCUUCAUUAUUAACAUGGUGUUGAUUCUAAUUGCUUUACAAUAUUUGAGUUCAUGUUUCUGUAUUAGUCACAUCUUUCUUGGUAAAAUAAGUACCAGUUAUGUACUGAGGUCAAUUGACUAUACAUUUUUAAAAAAUUUAUGGUCUUAUGCCGUUAUCAUAACCAUCAUUACAUAAAACAUUACAGUUAAAUGUAUGAUAAUGCACCAAGCUUUUGGUGAUUUCUUAUCUGGUUGUAAGGAGAAUACCAAUUUGGUAUCUAUCACGUAGGACAAUGUGGUUGUAUGUUUGUUUGUAUUUUAUGUCUUUGGAGAUGUUGCAUGAAAGCCAGUAUUUUUUAUUAUCAUUUGGUGAAUUGGCAGAAAUCUUCAGAACAUCAAACAAAAUACCUUGCAGCAGUUAGUUAUGGUCUCUUUUACACUCUGAUUUGAAAUCCUGCUAAAGUCAACUUUGCCUUCAUCCUUCUGGAGUCCAUAAAAAGAAUUUCUGGCCUUCUGUCUACAUCAGAAAUUAUUUUUAUU